Cydia pomonella (codling moth) is the source of this 2379-nucleotide messenger RNA. Its product is annotated as alpha-tocopherol transfer protein-like. The transcript has 6 exons. NCBI's taxonomy places the organism in Eukaryota, Metazoa, Arthropoda, Insecta, Lepidoptera, Tortricidae. Gene Ontology annotation, molecular function: phosphatidylinositol bisphosphate binding. Gene Ontology annotation, cellular component: membrane. The record is from RefSeq and is a predicted model, not a curated record. The coding region runs from base 195 to 1094 and encodes 299 amino acids.
UUCCUUGACCGUAUGUGCUAAAUCAACGCCUGAAGAUUUAUUUGAUUUGAGAUACUGUCUGACCUUGCACGCUAUUCAUGACAGCAGACGUGACUGUGAGUUUCCGAGACACGCAUGUCUGUGUCCAAUUACAGCUAAAUUCGAUUCAUUCCUUCCCACGAGGUGCUAUUGUGAAGUGAACGUAUUGGAACAAGAUGCCGGCUGUGACAAAUAUUUCCAUAGAACGAGAAUAUGAAAAAAAUCCCGAGUUAAGUUCGGAAGACGUCAAAAACAUAAGAGAGUGGAUGCAGACUCAACCGCAUUUACCAAAUGAACAUAUUACUGAUCUUGACAUAAUAUUGGCAUAUCAUAGAUGUGACCAAAAUAUACAAAAUACGAAAAAGUUAAUCGAUCUUAACUUUUCAUUACGAAAUCUGUUUUCAUUUUACCAAAACAGAAAAAUAAACAAAUCCUUAGAAGAUGCUUUGAAUACUUGGUUGAUUACUCCAUUAAAAACUCUGACGACAAAGGGAUAUCGAGCUGUUUAUUGCCAAAUAUUGAACACUGACCCGGGCCACUUUGUAUACAGCGAUGUAGUCAGAGCCUUUGUAAUGAUAAUGGAUCUCUGGCAACUGGAGGAGGGCACUGUGGCAGGCCUCGUCGUGAUUGUCAACAUGGACCAGGUGUUGAUGGGACAUUUGUACCAGAUAGAUCUCACUGUGGCCCAACAGUUUUUCUAUUUUUUACAGGAAGCAAUGUUCAUUCGACUAAAAGAGUUCCACAUUAUCAACGCACCAAGUUUCGUGGACCGGCUGUUAGCCAUGUUGAAACCGUUCAUGAAGAAGGAAUUGUUACAUAUGCUGCGAAUACACACCGUCAAUUCCAUGUCAUUGGAUGAACAUUUCUGUAGUGUGGAGCUCUCGAAAGAAAUACGGGAAAUCAAUUGCGUAGAAAUUAGUAAUGAAACUUGGAACAAACUAAGAGAAAAUGAAAUUUUUUUUGAAGAUGAAUCCAAAAAACGAGUUAAUGAAGCUAAGCGGCCCGAAGAAUCGUUAUCAAUGAGUAAAAUAUUCAGCGGUAUGGAGGACACUUUCAGAGCCUUGCAAAUUGAUUAAGGUGCCGUAGGUUCAGGGAACGGAGUUCUUUUAAACGCGCGCGCGCGUAGCGCUUUUUUAGAUCCCAAUACAGUUGCCUUUCUCUAGUAACUUCAUUGAUUCGAAACUUCAUGUUUUGAAUUUCGCUCGACAGAAAGAAAUCACGAACAUAGGUCUAAAACGCAUCUUAAAAUUUUGUAGCAAAUUUAGCACAAAAGCUAAAAAUAUUAUAAUCGCUUCUAAAAAUUAGCAAUUAGCUAAAUUAGCAUCUCAUCAAUUAAUUUUUUUAAUUUAUACAAAAAAUUAAAAUUUCAGAACACGGUAUUCAUUUCUCUCACGCUUCCGCUCAGUGAGGGUGAGAGAAGAACCUACCGGGCCUUAAGUCCUGAUUAUAAAUAAAUACCAAGUGAUUUAGAUGUAUGAGGGCCCAGCUAACAAACAUAAUCAUCAUAUCUGAAAAGUUUAUCUUAGUAAGUCAUUGUUAAUCUAGAACAAAAAAUACGUAUAAUUGAUUUUAACCCAAAUUUAGUUGCAAACUCACGUAAAAUAUACGUUUUACGUGAACUAUUUGUUAGUAUAAUUAAAACGUAAUUCAAUUUACAUAAACUGAGAGCUUGGUCUAACUGGUUCUUCGAAAAUUACAUACACAAUGGAAGCUCGAAUUAGACUGAAAGCGGGUGUAAGUUGAUAGUUGACAGGAAAUUCGGGGAUAGUGUUGAUAGUAAACCUUGUCUCGACAGCGCCGGCAAAUUCACCCGGCGGCGUUCAUGUUUCUGUAAUACGGGUGACGUUCACAGCGAGCUGCCGAUGGAUCUUGCCAGGUUAUCGCCAGCUGCUAAUACCAAAUUGUUACACUGUGCACUGGUCAAUAUCCUUUUUCCCCUGUUCUCGUCUGUUGCUUUGCUACUGGGUUCAGUAUUUAUUUAAUACCACGUCGGUGGCAAACAAGCAUACGACCCGCUUGACGGUAAGCGGUCAACGUAGCCUGUAAACGCCUGCAACUCCAGGGGUGUUACACGUUGCCGACCCUUUAAAAAACUGUAAACUCCUGUGUGCACGCUUGUUGUCGUCGUCAUGGUAUAAAAAAUAUGUCAUUAAACACUUCCAACACUGGUAGGUAGUGAAAUUGUUUAUAUUAAUAUAUAGGAGGAUAAUUUUCCUACGUUGUUCUGAGUGGUAACCGUUGGGAACAAUCCAUUCUGCCGAUUUAAAGGCACAUUGUUGCUGUAUAAACUCGACGAUUAGCUAUGCAUGUGUUUUUGUGUAAUUUGUAUAGUAAGUAAUAAUAACAAGAUACAAAAGAUUA